AUUCGUCUUGUUUUGAUUUGACAAAUUUUAUUUUUGCAGAACAAUAAGCAUUAUUAUUAUUAUUAUUUUUAGUGUCCACUAGCUUUAUGUGUCGCUUUCCAGGACUCUGUGAAUGAAAAUGUCCUGAACGGUGACAUCUAAAACUAUACCAGUUUUUGCCAAACUAUGUACAUCUGCCUCACAGCUGGAUUGCAUUGUCAAAGUUUGGGCAUUCUCGAUUGGCCACCACAGCUGGACGUUACGCAACAUGAUUAUUCUCCGUAGUAAUACAUCACAAGAUACUUUAUAUAAAGUUAUAUCAGAGGAUGCAUUAACAGCAUCACUGAUAUCACCUGAGUUUUAAGUGCAUUAAUAUCUCGACACAGAAAAAAGGCGAUGGUCAUGAAGGUUUUCUUGAUGAAGUUUAUCUUGAUCCUGAUAUCAUCAGUCUUUCCUUUCCUUUCUGUUCAUGCUUUUGAAGGGCCUCAAAUUCUAAAAAUGACUUUAGCAAAAACGGGAGCUCGGACUUGUAAUGAAAAUGAGAGAUGUGCUUAUAUAGAAUACGACCGAAACGAUGACAGAAUAAAAGGGUUUAAUUAUACAGAUUGUGAAUGCCCAGAUGACUUGGAAUGCACAUAUGAUAGUGAUCUUUCUCACACUGAGACGUUUUACAGUUGCGAAUUAGCUCCAUGGUGCAAGAAAUACUUGACUAGGCUUUUAGAAAAUAAUAGUUUUGCAUACAUAUAUCGAUGUAUGAACAGUACCACGUAUAUUCAAUACGAAACGUCCACACAGAAUGAGACAUCCAUCCAGAAUGGGACUGCUGUUGACGGACUGCCUGACCAGUUUGAAGUAACUCCUUUGCAGAAGAGAGCAGUCGACAUAGAGGAUGAAGUAGCUCACCUCGAUAACGAAGCGUUUAACCUGAAGAAUGUAGCAGAUUACUGGGAAAAGGAAGAGCAAGAAUGAAAUUGUUCAGAUCGCAGGUAAACGAUCCCCGACAGUAAGAAAACUCACCUACAAAACGAGAGGGUAAAAGAGAACAUUUGGAGCAUAAGGCAGCCUGUUCAGCUGAUCUUGGAACCUCAAAAUAUUUUUUAUCAAUUAAUUUCACUUUAUAAUGAUUUUAAUGAUUGGAUUUAACUAUUUCAUGUAAGUCGACCUUUGUGAGCCCAGUUUUAAUGAUAUAAUUUCAGUAAACUGGU
Messenger RNA from Stegodyphus dumicola, 1184 nucleotides. RefSeq lists its product as uncharacterized. Lineage: Eukaryota; Metazoa; Arthropoda; Arachnida; Araneae; Eresidae. The record is from RefSeq and is a predicted model, not a curated record.